UCAGCUGGUGUCCCGCGAACGCGGCACCUCCCGGGUUGGUGCACAGUCGGGCGCCCUCCGGUGCAUUGGCGCCUCGCAGCCGGGUCUCGGUCUGAAGGACGAGCACGUCAGAGGGUUCUGGUUCUGGUUCUGCGAGGUCGGAGAGUGCCGCCAGACUCUCCCCUCGGUACAGCUGAGUGUCCUCAGAGCUCAGAGGUGGCUGCGGGGACUAGCCCUGCAGAGCGUCCCGCCCCUCCCGCCCACUUCUCCGCUGGGGCUCCUGGGCUGCAUGUUGGGUCACUGUCUCAGGACAGGAGCGAUGGUGCCCAGGUGGCCAGUGUGGCUGUCCCGCUCCUCUCUGGGCAGGCGGGUGGCAGCCUGCUGGCUGAGAGGCUUGGGCCAGUGGCGGAGGUGGCCGGGCGGCCCCAGCCUGGCCAGCAGGGGCUGCUCCUCCACACCCUCCCGGGACCCGGAGGUGCAGCUGACCUGCAAGCGCUACCCCGCUGCCGUUCUCCACGGUGUCGGAGGAAGACUUGGCGGCUUUCCAGGGCAUCGUCCCUGGCAGGGUCAUCACAGACCCAGAGGAGCUGGACCCUUCUAACGUGGACUGGCUGAGGUCGGUCCGAGGCAGUAGCAGGGUGCUGCUGCGGCCCCGGACGUCUGAGGAGGUGUCGCGCAUCCUCAGGCACUGCCAUGCAAGAAACCUGGCCGUGACCCCUCAGGGUGGCAACACAGGCAUGGUGGGGGGCAGUGUCCCCGUCUUUGACGAGAUCAUCCUCUCCACCGUUCUCAUGAACCAGGUCAUCAGCUUCCAUGGCGUGUCCGGGGUCCUAGUCUGCCAGGCGGGGUGCGUCCUGGAAGAGCUGAGCCAGCACGUGGAGCAGCGUGGCUUCAUCAUGCCGCUGGAUUUGGGCGCCAAGGGCAGCUGCCACAUCGGGGGGAACGUGGCCACCAAUGCAGGCGGUCUGCGGUUCCUGCGGUACGGCUCACUGCGUGGGACCGUCCUGGGCCUAGAAGUGGUGCUGGCGGACGGCACUGUGCUGGACUGCCUGACCUCCCUGCGGAAGGACAACACAGGCUACGACCUCAAGCAGCUGUUCAUUGGGUCCGAGGGCACUCUGGGGGUCAUCACUGCCGUGUCCCUCCUUUGUCCGCCCAGGCCCUUGGCCGUGAACGUAGCUCUCCUGGGCUGCCCGGGCUUUGCCGAGGUUCUGCAGACCUUCAGCACCUGCAAGCAGGUGCUGGGCGAGAUCCUGUCUGCCUUCGAGUUCAUGGACGCCGAGUGUGUGCAGCUGGUUGGGCGCCACCUGCACCUGGCCUGCCCCGUGCGAGAGAGUCCAUUUUAUGUCCUGGUUGAGACCUCGGGCUCCAGCGCCAGACACGAUGCUGAGAAGAUGAACAGCUUCCUGGAGCAGGUGCUGGGCUCUGGCCUGGUGACCGACGGAACCAUGGCCACUGACCAGAAGAAGGUCCAGGUGCUGUGGGCACUGAGGGAGAGGAUCUCGGAGGCGCUGGGCCGGGACGGCUAUGUGUACAAGUAUGACCUCUCCCUGCCUGUGGAGCGGCUCUACGACCUGGUGACCGACCUGCGCACCCGCCUGGGCCCGCGUGCCAAGCACGUGGUGGGCUAUGGCCACCUGGGCGAUGGCAACCUGCACCUGAAUGUGACCGCAGAGGCCUUCAGCGCCUCACUGCUGGGGGCCCUGGAACCCUACGUGUACGAGUGGACGGCUGCCCAGCGGGGCAGCGUUAGCGCGGAGCACGGCCUGGGCUUCAGGAAGAAGGACGCCUUGGGCUACAGCAAGCCGCCCGUAGCCGUGCAGCUCAUGCAACAGCUCAAGGCCCUGCUGGACCCCCAGGGCAUCUUGAACCCCUACAAGAUGCUGCCCGGCCAGGCCUGAGCGCCUGCUCACUGUGGCUGUGGUCCAGGCUCAUAGGAUGCACUGGGCUUGCGGCCUCUGAGUGAUGGGGCCGGUACAGUGUCCCGCUGCUUGGCUGGUUCUGUUGGGCCAGCACAGCACAGGGCCACCUGGUUUUGUCUGGUUCCACCAGCUCCUCUGCAGGUCAGGAUGUGGGGCCUCCCGCUGGUUGGCCAGGUCUCAUCUGUCCUCUGGUGGCUCCUAGAGCUCGGCCACAGCCCUUGGGAGGGGCCCUGGGCCUGUCUCUUGGCCCCCUCCCCGGCAGGGGCUGUGGCCAUGCUGACAAGUUCCCCAUGACCCUCCCAGAGUGACCCAGGCCCCGAGCUCCGUCCUCCCAGGGCCCUGACGAGGGCACCCGGUCCAUUAGACUGUGAAGUUUCUGGACUGACCACUGGGUGUCCGAGGGCCAGAGUGACAGGAAUGCUUCAUUCCAUUUCUAGAGGCCUGUCCAGUGCGGUUGUCAUGCCAUGCUCCAUGUUCACCGAGCACACUAGCCUUGUUGCAGCCAGAGCCCCACCAAUAGAGGGCAUGCCAUGGCCCCCCUUGGCCUGCAUACCUGCCAGGGUGCCUUCUGGGUGCCGGAACAUGGGCCAGAGGCUGGGCCAUUUCUCUUCCUGCCUGUCAAGAGUUUUCAGUAAAAUGUGAAGUGA
Messenger RNA from Tupaia belangeri chinensis (Chinese tree shrew), 2548 nucleotides. RefSeq names its product D-2-hydroxyglutarate dehydrogenase (gene D2HGDH). NCBI's taxonomy places the organism in Eukaryota, Metazoa, Chordata, Mammalia, Scandentia, Tupaiidae. Gene Ontology annotation, cellular component: mitochondrion. Gene Ontology annotation, molecular function: FAD binding; catalytic activity. The record is from RefSeq and is a predicted model, not a curated record.